Molecule: messenger RNA, 1134 nt
Organism: Rhizophagus irregularis DAOM 181602=DAOM 197198
Lineage: Eukaryota; Fungi; Glomeromycota; Glomeromycetes; Glomerales; Glomeraceae
Product: Coronin-like protein crn1
Source: RefSeq, a predicted model, not a curated record
CACCGUACUUUGAGCCAAUAACAUUUCGCAAAAAACAGUAUAAAACCCGAAAAUGUCAGUCACGUUAUUCUGCCUUGUCAAAGGAAAUACGACCGCGAACGCUUUCGAAGUUGAUAUUGAGAAGGACAAGUCUAUUAGCAAACUCAAGGACGCCAUAAAGGCGAAAAAAGCACCAGAGUUCGACAAUUUUCCUGCGGACAAGCUCAGGCUAUGGAAAGUGGAAAUUGGUGGCGAUCACCUUGACGAUCAGUUGAAGAAUCUCAAACUCAAUGGCAAUGACGAGUUGUCUGCAAUAAACGAAAUUGGAGAGUACUGGACCGAGACGCCGCCUAAGAAACAUAUUCAUGUCUUAGUCGAACCACCCGUGUCAACCGUCACUUCAAGUCGCGAACAGGAAUUACUUGACCAAGUCGCUUCGUUGCAGGCAUUACUCAACAAGUCCGUGCAUGCGUUCGAUGUCGUCGUGAGUCCGAAGCGAACGAAGAGCUUCAAGUGGACAGUGAAUAUCGAACACGCGACUCUCGAAGGACUAAAAGAACAUAUACGUGGAGUUCACAAGACACCGGCCCUCGACAAUGAUGGAGCGGAACUUAGCAUGUUAAACGACAGUGGGAAAUUCUCUCCUCGAAACGAUCAGGGUCUUCGUGAGAUGCUUAACGUAUUCGUGUCGAAGAACAAUCUCAAGUUCACCGUGUUCAUUGAGACGCCAUCAAAACCAUUUUCAGAUUGGUCAUUCCCGAAGGUGUGCCAGCUUUAUGGUCUUGGCGAGUCAGACGAUCCCUCGUUAUCAGUGUUCCCGCCUUUCACUUGCGAGUAUAAAGAACUGGAAGAGGAUUCUUCCAAGGCAAUACUCAAACAUCUUACUGCGGAGCUGAAUGCUCGUCUCAAGGCUAUUCCAAUCAGCGGGAAUGAAGCAUCGAAAUCACAAUAUGUCUGCUCCUAUCUUGUCGCCGGGGUAAAUCUGUACGAGAGGAAGUUCGAGCUUCGACCAGAAAAAAACAUCACAGGACCCAAUGGACACGGACCGGUUGAUUUCGCAAUAGACUUGCUCCAAACUGCGAAAACUGUCGGUGUGACAGAGGUAAAGGACGAAGAUUUUUUUAAGGGUAUUGCUCAGAAUGCCGUUCAACUCGA